AUGUCCCGUCCGCUUCUUCCAGCUCCUCUUCAUCAUCACUCGCAACCUGGUCCUAAAGCCACAGCUACGAUAUCCAGCAAAUAUCCAGCACGAAGACAAAAGACGAUUGCAACGGCCUGCAAGCACUGCCGCCUGCGUAAGACCCGAUGCGAUGGUGCUCGGCCGCAAUGCUUGACCUGCCGGAGGCUCAACGUCGUGUGUCAGUAUCAGGAGAGUGUAUCACAAAACCUCAACGCGUACCAAGAGCUGUUCCAUUUUCUCGCCACUAGGACAAUUGAAGAGGCUACAGAGGUUCUCGGCAGGAUUCGAAGAGGGCAUAGUGUCCAGGAGGUGCUUCGGCAUAUCCAAGAUGCCGACCUUCUCCUCCAGCUUCAUGUCGUGCCGGAUGCCCAGUAUCAGUAUUCGUUCCCUUAUUCCAAAGCCAUGCCCGCAUCCCUAAUCCAAGAGGGAAAUUCUUACCUUGAUUCUUGGUUGUACAAGUACUCCUCAUUUGAGAAGCAGCCGCACAAUCAAAUCGAGUUACCGACCAAGGAUCCUAUUAUCUACCAGGUUCCAUAUCAUGCUGCUCAAAUUGUCGAUCCCCGUUUCAACACAAUAAAGGCAAAGAGAUGGACCAUGAUUAUCGACGAUGACGAGCUUCUCAGUAAGCUUCUGCAAAUUUAUUUCCUCACAGAAUACACUUGGUAUCCAGCCUUUCAGAAAGACUAUUUUCUGGAAGACAUGGCAGCUGGCCGCAAGCAAUAUUGCUCCUCCCUUUUAGUCAAUGCGAUUCUUGCAUCAGCUUGUCAUGGCAAUUCCAAGACGAUGGAUCGUGCCAAAUUUUGGAACCCACGGACUUUGGGCUACCAAUUCUUAGCAGAAGCACGCCGACUGUGGGAAUUCGAGGCCGGAAACGCGCAACUUACAACCAUUCAGGCCGCAAUUGUGAUGACAAUCGUGCAUGGCGCGAAUGGAAACGACAAGAUUGGAAAGUCAUAUCUGACGCAGGCUGUCUCAGCGGCUCAUGGCAUCCAGCUGUUUUCCCCUCCAACGCAAGCUAUUGAUCACGUUGAGGGUAAUGCGAGAGCCAUCACAGCGUGGGCAUUGUUCGGAGUGCAAGCUGUCCAUAGCUUUCACGAGUUCAAAGCACCAUUGUUGGACGCGCCGCCCAAGAUCGCAUUGCCUUCUACUGUCGAAAGCUCCAACUGUUACGGCGAGUUCUGGCUACAGUACCCGCCUAAUAGACAACCUGUGCCGGUAAGCUAUGGCAAUACCUUUAAAGCCAUUGCCGACUUCCGGAGCAUUAUGAACGAUGUUGCUGCAGCGUUCUUCAGCAAAGUUAACAGAGGUUCGGGCGCCACAGUGCAUAGGAUCCAAAUGUUCUGCAUUCAGCUUGAUGACUGGUAUCGAAAUCUUCCGGCGGACCUUACAGCAAGAAACCUAUGCUUUCCGUGGCAACUCAAACUUCAUAUGCACUACCACAAUCUGAGCAUACAUCUUCUAGAAACACUGACUAUCAUCUCCAAACCUGCGACUUACGACAUAAACGUCCAGAAGACACUGAGCGGCGCAAAGGUUCGGCUGGAAACACUCUUGCGGUUGUACUACCUCCGACACGGCUACGAGUCAUAUGACAUCUUCAUGGUCAGCGUCCUAUCCUUCCUAGGCUUCAUACACAUCAAGGCUUUGAAGGGUGCCGAGGCAAUAGAAGUCGAAAGUAGACGGUCGAUAGUGGCACUGACCGCGCAAGGACUCCGUGACCAGAGCCGGAAUUGCUAUGUGGCUGGGUUAGUGUUCCGAGUCAUGAAAGGCAAUAUGGGCGUCGAAGGUCAGAGUCUACUGAAGGAGAUUGAAGACCUGCCAGAAGAAAACGAAGAGGAGAAGUUGCUGGUGGCAGAGCAGGUGCAAGCUUCGUGGCCGAUCGAUAUUGAGCGGAUUGAUAUAGAACCGGAGAAGCAGCGGUUAGGGAACUUGGUCAAGAGGAUAAAUGAAUUGCGUGUUUGA
Molecule: messenger RNA, 1983 nt
Organism: Fusarium sp. VM40
Lineage: Eukaryota; Fungi; Ascomycota; Sordariomycetes; Hypocreales; Nectriaceae
Source: the annotation of a GenBank genome assembly